GUUGUUUCCUGGUUACGGCGCAGCGAAGGCUGCGCGUUGCAUUGUGGGCACACAAACACAGCGGACCCACGGGGAGCACAAAGGAACGAAAAGAGCAGCGCCGAAACUUUCAGCAGCGCCUCACUGGAAUGGGAAUUGAUGUGAGCGGUGGAUAAAGUGUGAGCAGCCUGGCAAGCAGGCGGACGAGUGCCGGAGGAGCGCAGGGGAAUGUGGCUGCUUUUUGUCGGCUGAGAUGUUCGCGUCCAGAGGCCUAGCCGUCAGCACAGGCCUGAGCCCGGCAGGACACAUUUCCAGUGUGCAGUCAGAAGCUGUUUCCAUCAUGGGAGUCAAAACCUUCACCCACAACUCGUCCUCCCACAGUCAGGAGAUGCUGGAGAAGCUCAACGCUUUGCGCAAUGAGGGUCACUUAUGUGAUGUCACCAUUCGGGUCCAGGACAAACUCUUCCUGGCCCACAAAGUGGUCCUCGCAUGCUGCAGUGAAUUCUUCCGAUCGAAAUUGCUCAGCCGGCCGGAGGAGGAGGACAAGUUUGUGUUGGACUUGCAUCAUGUGACAGUCAGUGGCUUUGCUCCUUUGUUGGAAUAUGCCUACACAUCCACUCUCUCCAUUAGCACCGAGAACAUCAUUGACGUGCUGGCGGCUGCAAGUUACAUGCAGAUGUUUGCUGUGGCGAGCACGUGUUCAGAGUUCAUGAAGUCCAGUAUCCUGUGGAGUCCGGGUAACGACAACAAUGGUGGCAAUAUGAUGACAGAUAAGCCGCAUGAAUCUGCACCAGAGAGCGCAUCAUCCAACUGUACCCUGACGCCACUGGAUGGCAGUGUGUCACCCGUGUCCUCUGACUGCAGCGUGAUGGAGAGAAACGUUCCCAUAUGCCGCGAAUCGAGACGUAAGCGGAAAAGCUUUGUAACUGUGGCAUCACCUGAGAGUCCGCUCAAAUGCACUACACAGAUGGUAACCACCUCCCCUCAGAUCCCCAACCCAUCGCCUUCAUUCUCAGACAAUGCGGCCCAGCCUGUGGAGUCCUCCCUGGCCUUCCCGUGGACUUUCCCAUUCGGUAUCGACCGCAGAUUCCACUCGGAUAAGUCGAAGCCCCCAGAGAGCCCCCGUUGCCUUGAUCAGGGUGCGACAGGGACCUCUGAGGUGGUGGUUGGACGGCGGAUUAGUGACUUCCUCACGUGUGAGAGCUCCAAAGCUGUGCCGUCACCAGUGCCAGUAGAGGAAGAAGAUGUGAGAGUGAAGGUGGAGCGUCUCAGUGAUGAGGAAGUUCAAGAAUCAUCCUCCCAGCCAGUCAGUGCCUCCCAGAGCUCGCUGAGCGACCAGCAGACAGUCCCAGGCAGCGAGCAGGUCCAGGAGGAGCUCCUUAUCAGUCCACAGUCCUCCUCAAUAGGAUCAAUGGAUGAGGGCGUGUCUGAGGGCUUGCCAUCAAUGCAGAGCACUUCUAAUCCAGGAGGACAUGGGGAAGAUGACGAGAGGUUGGAAGGUAUUCAGUAUCCAUACCACCUCUAUAUCAGCCCUUCAGCCCGGCCCGGCUCCAAUGGGCCAGACAGGCCCUUUCAGUGUCCAACCUGCGGAGUGCGAUUCACACGCAUUCAAAACCUGAAGCAGCACAUGCUUAUACACUCCGGCAUUAAGCCUUUCCAGUGUGACCGCUGUGGGAAAAAGUUCACACGGGCCUACUCCCUAAAGAUGCAUCGGCUGAAGCACGAAGGUAAACGCUGUUUCCGGUGCCAGAUUUGUAGCGCCACAUUCACGUCCUUCGGUGAAUAUAAGCACCACAUGAGGGUCUCCCGACACAUAAUCCGCAAGCCGCGGAUUUAUGAGUGCAAAACGUGCGGCGCCAUGUUCACCAACUCUGGCAAUUUAAUUGUACACCUGAGGAGUCUGAACCAUGAGGCAUCCGAACUAGCAAACUACUUCCAGAGCAGUGAUUUCCUCGUGCCCGACUACCUGAGCCAGGUACAGGAGGAGGAGGAGGCACUGGGAGUCCGGUACGAGCUGGAGGAGUCCCAUCAUCACCCCGUCUACUCGGGAAGCACUUCCACCGCCACGGCCGCCUCAUCCUCCUCCGCAGUCCAGAUGCCCGUCAUCUCCCAGGUCUCCUCCUCGACCCAGAAUUAUGAAAGUUCCUCUGGCUUCCUUUCACCCGAGCCCUUGGAUCCCCUGGAAUCCCAGGCCUCCCUCAAGUUGGGCGCCAACGAGGCCGCAGCCGUCACGGGAGAGACCAAGCUGGAUAGUAGUGUGGGUGGCAGUUCUCCAGAAGGGUUUGAAGACCAGCAGCAGCAUGUCCAGGCCAAGGAGCUGGCUUCUAUUAUCAAGUGAUUACACUUGACUGCUCAAGUGACUGCUCCUGACUGCUCAUCACAUCUUGUUUUGCAGUCACGUCAUAUGGGAAUAUCUGAAGGGACUCGAUGGCUAAACUGGAUGACAUGGACACAGUCGGAUCUUGAGACUUGAUUUGAGGUUGUGAAGAUUCUACAGCUAAAGCUUUCUUAAUUCUUUUUUUUUUUUUUUGAGAGUUCAGAUACUUUUCACACAGGACACAAAGGAAAGAAGAGCAAACUCGCUGCAGAUGGCGUUUUUCCACAAAACCGGAAAUUUGAGUGUCACCAUAGAAGGACCAAUCCAGCAAAUGUCAUUUUGAGAAUUGUAAAUGAAAAUAUCUUCAGGGUAAAUCUGUCGAUGAAGGUUCUCAGUCAUCAAGGUAGAAAACAUCAAGAAGUUUGUAGACUCACUGUACUUCUUGAAGAAGUCACCUGGAUGACUGACAAGAAGUCCAGGUGCUGUCCAGUGAACUUCUUGAUGCUUUAAGGAGAACAGUUUUUUUUUUUUUUCCUUGAAAUCAGCUGUUAUUACUGGUGUGAUAUUUCAGGUCAGAAAAUUGGUGUCCCUCAACAAGCGCUUCAAAGUAGCAUCUACAACCGAGGUUCACUCGACCCCUACUUACUCUGAAAGCUGAACGGUAGCUUUAAAUAGUAAGGUUGGAUUUUUUUUUUCUUCUAUUCCCAUGUGACCUGAAUGCAGCACUAGCUACUGUCAGUUCUUAGCCAAGCCUUGCCCUACUUUUGGAAAGUGCCUGUGAGUUGCCGUUUUUAACGUGUUGAAGAAAAGGUCUCGAUUUUUUUUUUCUGCUAACAGUGACAAAUCAAGUCUUUGCAAAUUGUGCUCAUGAAAAAAUAAAAAUAAAAAAACAAACGGCGGUAUUUCAUUUGUUGUAACGGUGGUCGUUGAUAUGGGCAGAGACUGUGUUAUUCCUUCAGUGCCGUCACUAUAGGCAAACUGUUAAAUGUCAAUAUUAUCUAUAUUGCAAUAGCUUGUACUGUAGUUUUACUAUUUGAAUGCUGUGUAUGUUGAGUGUUGUGAAAUAUACGUCAGAUGUGUGUAUGUGCAUUUCUUUUAUCAGUAUGAGAUCACCGUACAUUUCAUUUUCAUGUUUAAAACUUGAAAUUAUAUUUCAUAAUCCCUGAAAACAACUGUGCAUUAUUUAACUUUACUUUUUUCUUUUGUAAUCACUGCUGUUGCUAUCAAACCUUAUAUGACCAAAAACAAAAUGACCUUUCGAUCAGCAUUUCAAAAGCUCUUAAAGGAUAA
This is a messenger RNA of Thalassophryne amazonica, 3586 nucleotides long. RefSeq names its product zinc finger and BTB domain containing 44 (gene zbtb44). Gene Ontology annotation, molecular function: DNA-binding transcription factor activity, RNA polymerase II-specific; protein binding; RNA polymerase II cis-regulatory region sequence-specific DNA binding. The coding region runs from base 233 to 2317 and encodes 694 amino acids. NCBI's taxonomy places the organism in Eukaryota, Metazoa, Chordata, Actinopteri, Batrachoidiformes, Batrachoididae. The record is from RefSeq and is a predicted model, not a curated record. Gene Ontology annotation, biological process: positive regulation of gene expression; regulation of transcription by RNA polymerase II. The transcript is spliced from 6 exons.